AUGGCAUCUGUUCUAUGGAGAAGAAGAACUAUCGCCUCCGGCUCAACCAGGUUGCUUCAGAUCCGCCAUAGGUUGAGCCCCUACACCGUCCUGAAAAGCCACAUAUCCACGGCCAUUGCUACCGAGUCAAAGGACACGACGCCCUUUGCCAACGAGCCCUAUGUGGAUUCGCAGUUCUGGGAAAAUGCAGUGGGAACUGCACUGAAAACACUUAUGGGAGGAGCAGGAUAUAACGCUGCCUCGCUACAAGAACACCUCAAUUUCGUUUCUCAAAGUGUUGCGCCUGCCUUAGGGGCACGCCCUACCCAGGGCCAGGCGCCUCGGUGGAAGAGCUUUAUGACCGAUGAUUAUUCUCCACUGGAAUACAGCUGGAGCUGGGACGGAGAGCGACCAACCAUCCGAUACAGCUUUGAGCCAAUCGGCCCUCUAGCAGGGACGGAAUGGGAUCCAUACAACCGCCAAGCUCCGAUGGCAUAUGUCGAUCAACUCCAGCGCCAACUGCCCGCUGCGGAUUGGACGUGGUUCGCCCACUUCGCCCGUGCUUUUCAUCAAGAUACGUCCGCCAAAGUAGCCACCCAACGCGAUGGGUCCAGUCCCUCCUCGGUUUUCAUUGGUUUCGACCUCGGACGAGAUGGUCGUACGAUGUGCAAAAUGUACCUGGUCCCGGUAAAAGCGGAACAGACCGAUCGGUCGCGACUCGCCGUUCUCGACAACGCCGUUCGCACGCUCCCACAGUUCUCCGAUUUGUCUGCCUAUCCCCCGCUGCAGGGCUUCCUGCGACAUCAGGAAGAAAUGGGCACUCCCGCACAUAUUAUUGGUGUGGCUGUCGACUGCGUCGAUCCAUCCGCAGCGAAACUCAAAAUUUACUUUCGGAGUCCCUCGACCAGCUUUGCCAGUGUUAAAGAGACGCUAACUGCGGGUGGAACGGUGUCUUCGUGGGACGAGUGCGCGCUGGAGCAACUGCAGGAGUUGUGGUCUCUGGUUCUUGGUCUGCCCCCUGAUUUCUCACAUAAUCAGGAGCUCCCGUCGAAAUCACAUGAGACAUCAGGAGUACUGUAUAAUUUUGAUAUUAAACUCGGCAAUCAACAGCCCGAGACCAAGGUAUACAUUCCUGUACGCCAUUACGGACCAAAUGAUCAUGCAAUUGCCAUGGGUCUGGUGGAGUUUCUGCAACGUCGCGGUGGACACACCCCGUACCAGGAUCGCUUUCUCAAGGCAUUGGAGCAGUACGCCUCGUUUCGCUCGCUAGACCAGGGGUGUGGAGUCCAGACUUACAUUGCCUGUGCCUUUAAACGAGGUCAACUCAGCUUAACGUCUUAUCUGUCUGCAGAAAUCUAUCAUCCUGGUCGCUGGGAGGGGUUAAGGGGCGUAAAUAAUUUGGAAAUGCCGCGUUUCUAA
Messenger RNA from Aspergillus nomiae NRRL 13137, 1398 nucleotides. Its product is annotated as dimethylallyl tryptophan synthase. Bases 1 to 1398 code for a protein of 465 amino acids. Gene Ontology annotation, molecular function: transferase activity, transferring alkyl or aryl (other than methyl) groups. Gene Ontology annotation, biological process: alkaloid metabolic process. Lineage: Eukaryota; Fungi; Ascomycota; Eurotiomycetes; Eurotiales; Aspergillaceae. The transcript is spliced from 2 exons. The record is from RefSeq and is a predicted model, not a curated record.